Molecule: messenger RNA, 2003 nt
Organism: Chironomus riparius
Lineage: Eukaryota; Metazoa; Arthropoda; Insecta; Diptera; Chironomidae
Source: the annotation of a GenBank genome assembly
AAAAAGACUUAACACGGAAAAUAUUUCACAAAAAGAAAAUAAAUUAUAAAUAAAAAUGCCAGAAGGAUACGAUAAUUCUGCAUAUAUUUCGGAUGUACUAAAUGAAAAAGUAUCAAAAAAUAAAAUGUUUGAAACAGAAAAUGGAAUUCCUAAAACAGAGCAAGAUCGAGAUAAUUGGGGAAGUGGAAUUGAAUUCAUUUUAUCAUGUAUAGCGAUGAGUGUGGGUUUAGGCAAUGUGUGGAGAUUUCCAUUUAUAGCCCUCGAUAACGGAGGAGGAGCAUUUUUGAUUCCAUACAUAAUAAUUUUGGUUUUGGUCGGAAAACCAAGCUAUUAUCUAGAAAUGAUUAUUGGACAAUUUUCAUCACGCGGAGUAGUAAAAGCUUUUGAUUGUGUGCCUGCGAUGCGUGGAAUUGCUAUCGGGCAAGUGAUUUGUGUUAUAUACAUUUCCACGUAUUACUCAUCAAUUUUGGCAAUGACGUUGAGAUAUUUCUUCUAUUCAUUCAAUUCUGUUCUUCCUUGGAGUGAAUGUAAUCCAGCAUGGUCCGAGCCAUGCUAUCCAUCAAGUGGAAGCAGUUUGAAUCAAACGUUUGAAAAUGGCACAAGAUCAUCAGCUGAGCUUUAUUUUCUAAAGGAAGUCUUACAAGCAAAGGAAAAUAUCAACGAUGGAAUUGGAUGGCCUAUUCUUAAUCUUUUUGGAUUUUUAGUCUUAGUAUGGAUAAUGGUCUUUUUAAUUCUUAUAAAAGGAGUCAAAAGUGCAGGAAAAGCUGCAUACAUUACCGGCAUUGCACCAUUCAUUCUUCUUAUAAUUUUUCUGGUUCGUGCAUUAACACUGCCAGGCUCAAUUGAUGGCAUCGUGUAUUUUUUCACACCAAACUGGAAAGAUGUUUUAAGUGCGAAAGUUUGGUAUUCAGCAGCGACUCAAUUGUUCUUCUCACUUAAUGUGUUCCUUGGUAAUAUCAUUAUGUAUGCAUCGUAUAACAAAUUUGACCACAACAUUUAUAGAGAUGCUAACAUUGUUACAACGAUAGACACAUUUACAUCCAUAUUAUCUGGUUGUAUAUCUUUUGGCAUUGUUGGUCAUUUAAAGCACGAGCUUAAAGUUGACGAUAUCAAGAAAGUAUUCAAAGGUGGUCCAGGCUUAGUAUUUGUAACUUAUCCAGAAACACUAUCGAAAUUCCAAUUUGUCCCACAACUUUUUUCGGUUCUGUUCUUUAUAAUGCUUUUCAUCCUUGGAAUGGGAAGUAUCAUUGCUAUGAUGACAUGCGUUAUCACUGUCGUUCGUGAUCAAUUUCCAAAAGUAAAGUAUUGGCAAGCAGCAUUAGGAUAUGCUAUAUUUGGUAUAGGCUGUGGAACUCUUUACAUAACACCAGGAGGUCAAUCAGUAUUAGGCUUAGUGGAUCAUUAUGGAUCAACAUUUGCAGCUUUUAUUUUAGCAUGGUUUGAACUUGUUGCAUUUUGUUACAUGUACGGUGUCAAAAAAAUAUGUAAAAAUCUUGAAUGUAUGUUGGGAUUUGAACCUGGUCUAUACUGGAAAGCAUGUUGGUAUGCAAUUACUCCAAUAAUCAUGGGAGCAAUCGUUCUUUAUACCUUAAUACUUUAUGAGCCACCGACUGAUAAUGGACAAGAUUAUCCUUCAGUAGCACACAUUGUUGGAUGGUGUAUAACAACGUUAGCGGUGAUGUGGCUUCCACUUUUACUAGUUAUUGAAAUUAUAAAACAGAAGAAAGACUGUUGGAUCCAGAAAAUAAAAGGAGCUUUUCUCCCUAAAGAAAAUUGGGGACCAUUAAAGACUGAAAACUAUGCAAAAUACAAGGAAUUUAUUAAAAAUGACUAAUUUUAUCGAGAUGACUCAUUUUAUAAAAUAGAAUGUUAUUUUUUUUAAAAAGUAAAUUAAACCGGUUUUAAAGCUUUAUGAGUCUGUAUGGGGUCGUUCACUUAUGACGUUCAAAAUUAACGGUCAUUUUUCAAAAAAGAACAAUGGAUUUCCAAGAAUUUCUAUCGUU